Molecule: messenger RNA, 600 nt
Organism: Pieris macdunnoughi
Lineage: Eukaryota; Metazoa; Arthropoda; Insecta; Lepidoptera; Pieridae
Source: the annotation of a GenBank genome assembly
AUGUCGUCACCGAGCGCUGGGAAACGUCGUAUGGACACGGACGUCAUAAAGCUUAUUGAAAGUAAGCAUGAGGUGACAAUAUUGGGCGGUUUGAACGAGUUCUGUGUAAAAUUCUUUGGACCUCCGGGCACCCCAUACGAAGGCGGUGUGUGGCGAGUGCGUGUCCACCUUCCUGACCACUAUCCAUUUAAGUCUCCAUCUAUCGGCUUCAUGAAUAAGGUCUACCACCCCAAUAUAGAUGAGGUGUCAGGCACUGUGUGUCUUGAUGUCAUCAACCAGGCUUGGACAGCAUUGUAUGAUCUGUCAAAUAUAUUCGAAUCUUUCCUGCCACAACUGCUCACUUACCCGAACCCAAUCGACCCACUGAAUGGAGACGCGGCAGCCAUGUUUCUACACAAGCCCGAGGAGUACAAGAAGAAAGUAACAGACUACGUGCGAAGAUUCGCAACGGAAGAGGCGUUACUCGAAAAGGACGCCAUAACAGGUAUGGGGGCCACGUCCGCCUCUUCUGGUACCAAGCCGUCCAAUGGCGCCGCGAGUGACACCGAGAGCUCCAUGUCAGAGUUUAGUGACGACGAGGCACACGAUAUGGAGUUAUAA